Molecule: messenger RNA, 1265 nt
Organism: Marchantia polymorpha subsp. ruderalis
Lineage: Eukaryota; Viridiplantae; Streptophyta; Marchantiopsida; Marchantiales; Marchantiaceae
Source: the annotation of a GenBank genome assembly
AUCAAGUGGCUCUUGGGUCGCCAGGUGGCUUUGUGAGGGAUUCAUAUGAAACAUCAUAUGCUCUUCGGAGUGCAAGGAUUUCUUCCAGCGAUUUCGGAGAAAGUCUCACACAAAGACAAGAACGCGUUCCGAAAGGGAAAAUCUUAAUCGACAGUACUGGAAAGUGUCUCGUGACAGGUUCAGGUCUAUGGAUGUUUGGUUCAUAUGAGCUGAGUUCUUAGGUUUGCGAGAAGGUUUUCAUCAUGACACACCAGCUUUCAGAUCGAUCUGAAGGCUUUGAGCAUUUUCAUCAAGAUGUUUGAAGACAUUAAGAUAAUGCGUCCGGUGAUGAAACGGUCCUGGAACGAUGGCGGAGAUUAUGGCUACAAUUGGUUCUGGUGUUGAGUGAAGCAGCGUUUGCAAAUUCUCGAGGAUAUAAAGUGAGUCUACUCAAGCUCACUCCAUCGACUUGUUGAACGUCAAUUCUUGCUGCUUUUCUUUCAAAUACUGUUGAUAGUAGUUUCGAGGUCUUCUUGUUUCAUUUGCGUCUGAGCCAUAUCCAGAUUACUAGCACUCAAGAGGUAACGAAGUGAUGGCGAGGGCCCUUCAUUUAGCUCUGUUAGCAGCAAUCUUUAUUUUGACCACCAGCGCAUACGACUUGGAUCCUCGAGUGACAAAAACAGACACUUCAGAUUCGUCGGAUUGUAGUGAUACUCUGCAUUCUCUACUGUCGUGUCUGCCAGCAGUCGAAGGUGACGAUCCAGAGGCUCCUACAAAGGAGUGCUGCACUGCUGUAGUGCAUGUAAAUGCUGACUGUCUCUGCAGCGCCCUGGGUGAGGGAGAUACUGCUGGAUUUCCAGGAAUGAAUAUCGGUGCAGCUCUCUUGUUGCCAAGGAAAUGCGGCCGUGUCGUCCCCAAAGGCUUCAAAUGCGCUGGACACCUUGUCCCUUCUCCAUAGGCAACGGAAUGCCUACAAGUUUAUGUCUUUAUUCAAUUGGAGCUCGCUGGUACAGUCCAAAUACAUCUUCCAGAUUGGAAGAUCUUGCCAUAUCUAAUUUUGCAUUAUUCUAGACCUUACAAUUGAUCUUCAGCUUCGUGCAACAUUGAAUACAAUUGCAGCAGAGUGCAGAACAUCUGCAACCUAUGCUAUUCAGAAGGUGCCACUUUAAAUACAAUCACCACAGAUUGCAAAAUUGUUGCAACCUAUGAUAUUCAGAACUUGGAUAUAAAUAGUCUCAAUUUUCAGGGUUAUUCUUUUUACAGAAGUGUGCAGUAUCUUCAAAUGG